AUGCCCUCUUUGUUCUGUUCGUCUUCCUCAGACGCUUCUUGUGUACGCAUGGGCUUUCUGCGGGUCGGCGUCUUCGUCCUCACCGGGCCCCAAGCCCUCAUUUCUUUUCGGCAAUAUUCACCAACCGCCCAAGACGAAGUCUGGAAGACUCUGUCUGUAUGGGGCGCACAAUACAGUGACGUGGUCUACGCGCAGUUCCUCCGCAAGCCCAUCCUCGUCCUCAAAUCCUUGCAAGCCGCACAAGACCUCAUCAAGAAGAAAAAUGCGAUCUACUCCGACAGGUCGCAUUUCACUCUGCACGUCGAUAUGAAAGUGUAUCGCGCAUCGGUCAAUAUUUGCGUCGCGCGACAGGAGCACCUCACCGCCCUCGCAGGAUCGGGGUAUCCAGUAUGGUCCCCCACAUGCGGCCUGCAGGACAAGGGCGCGGCCGCGAACUUCCGGCCCUUCAUUUUACAUAUCGAGCAAUAUGUCGGAAACGUGCCCAUCGAGCUAACCUACGGGCACUCCGUGCAGUCCCCCAACUCGGACGAAGAGGAGUGUCGUCUUCCGCCGGGCCCGAGGCCUGUCCCUCUGUUUGGGAACAUCAAUCAGGUCCCCGCGAGUGAGAUAUGGAAAGGCUUUGCUGCCUGGGGUGCACAGUACGGUGAUGUCAUCUACGUGCGAUUCUUCAACACCCGUGUGCUUGUCCUCAGUUCCUUGAAGGCAGCACAGGAGUUGCUGGAUAAGAAGAGCGCCAUUUACUCUGACAGGCCAAGGUUCACAUUGCAUGUAGAAGUGAUGGGGAUUGAUUCGUUGGUCUCGCAUAUGAGGUAUGGCGAGCGCUUCCGCAAGCAUCGCAGAUGGAUCCAUGAUGGCCUGCAAAACCAGGCGGCUGUUACGAAGUUCCGUCCGGUGCGGAUCCGCGAAGCGUAUAAACUCUUGUUGAACUUGAUCGAUACUCCGGAGGAGUUCGUCUCGCACAUCGAGCGAUACGUAGGAUAUGUACAACUCGCGCGGACCGCGACCACCGCAUUGUCCGACGUGGGGAGUCCCGCAGCACUGCUGGUGGACUUCUUCCCCGUGUUGAAGUACCUGCCCUCGUGGAUGCCCGGGGGCGAAUUCAAGAAAGAAGCAGCGACGAUACGGGGAUACAUGCGGCGCAUGUUGGAUGUCCCGUAUGCAGUCGUCAAGAAUGCGAUGGCCGCCGGUACUGCUCCGCCCUCUAUGACGAUGACUCUACUCGAGGAGGCCUCAAGCAAGGGAAGGGUGACAGAGGAAGAAGAGGACGAUAUCAAGGGGACCGUUGGCGUCUUGUUUGGAGCUAAAUUUUCCCACGUCUUGUAUGAGCGUCCAAACUGA
This is a messenger RNA of Sparassis crispa, 1338 nucleotides long. RefSeq names its product O-methylsterigmatocystin oxidoreductase. The coding region runs from base 1 to 1338 and encodes 445 amino acids. The record is from RefSeq and is a predicted model, not a curated record. The transcript is spliced from 12 exons. Gene Ontology annotation, molecular function: monooxygenase activity; heme binding; oxidoreductase activity, acting on paired donors, with incorporation or reduction of molecular oxygen. Lineage: Eukaryota; Fungi; Basidiomycota; Agaricomycetes; Polyporales; Sparassidaceae.